Pseudophryne corroboree (corroboree frog) is the source of this 2581-nucleotide messenger RNA. RefSeq names its product UTP25 small subunit processome component (gene UTP25). Gene Ontology annotation, biological process: maturation of SSU-rRNA from tricistronic rRNA transcript (SSU-rRNA, 5.8S rRNA, LSU-rRNA). NCBI's taxonomy places the organism in Eukaryota, Metazoa, Chordata, Amphibia, Anura, Myobatrachidae. Gene Ontology annotation, cellular component: nucleolus; small-subunit processome. Bases 127 to 2439 code for a protein of 770 amino acids. Gene Ontology annotation, molecular function: rRNA binding; U3 snoRNA binding. The record is from RefSeq and is a predicted model, not a curated record. The transcript is spliced from 12 exons.
ACAGUGAUCAUGUGCCCGGUUGGCAGUGGUCACCGUAUGGGCGAUGCGGACACGUCACUAAGCAGCGUCAGCGUGUGCUUGUGUGGCCUCUCUCACAUGGUGCAAGUAAGAGGCUGGGGAUAGGAGAUGGGGAAGAGGAGGAAGCAGCGGGGAGCGGAGGAUGUGAGCAACCUGAGCAAGAAGCACAGGAAGCACCUGAAGGAAUUUGGGGAGCAGCACCCCUUCUAUGAUCAAGUCUCUAAGAGAGAAGAAAAAACUCAGCUUGUACAGCUGCCUGAUACUUCAGAGGAUGAGUCAAAUCCUGAAAGCGAGGUGGAAAGUGAGCCAGAGAAUGUCAAUAUAUAUCAUCAGCUGCUGGCAACCUUAAAGCAUGUUUCUGAUGAUGAUGAUGAUGAUGAAGAGGAGGAUGAUGAUGAAGAGGAGGAUGAGGAUGACUGUGUUGAAGAUGAGGCACAAGAUGAAGAAAAUGAACAAUUGGUCACUAAUGUAGAAGAUGAGGAUAGUGAAGGAGCAAAUGAAGCCGAAAGUGAAGAAGAGCUGUCAGGAGAUGAUGCAGCAAAAGAGCAUGUUGAUGCAGGGGAGGAUGUGGAAGGAAAAACCGAGCCUGGAGAUCCAGCCCAAGUAGGAGAGGAAUUCACAGAUCUUAAACAUGAAUCUAAAUUUAGUUUAGAGACCAAUUUCAUGGAAGGUGAUGCAGAAGACCACAAGAGCAUCCCAAUAUUGCCCCCUGCUGCGGCCUCUGAAGAUCCAUUUAAGAAGCAUAUCGACCAAGAACUGGAUGAGGACGACAUUAACCAGAUUACAACCAACUCUAAAACAACAGUCUCUUUGAAGUGGUCUACGUUGGGUCAGUUGGUGUUUUCAUCGACCUUUGGAAAGGCUCGUCCAUUAAAAUCGGAGAAAGAAACUGACCUUAAAAAGCUCCAUCUCCACAAGCCACUGCACUCCACUUGGACCAAACUGAACAGUCCUUUCCUAAGAAGGCAAAGUGAUCAGAACUUCACCUCUCUACAGAAAGAACUUUUCACCAUUAUGGGUUCUUAUAAAGACUUGUUUUAUCCAGCCAGGAUGGCAUCAGGGGAAGAGAUCAGACAUGUCUACUGUCUCCAUGCUCUCAAUCAUGUGCUGAAAGCAAACUCGCAGGUCCUCACCAACAAUGCCAAGAAAAGAGAUGAGAAGGCCAUGCUCGAUGAAGAGGACCUACGAGACCAGGGCCUGACCAGACCAAAGGUCCUCAUUGUUGUGCCAUUCCGAGAGUCUGCCUUGCGGGUAGUACAAAUUAUGAUCAGCCUCAUGGAGGUCACUGGUCGGAAAGUUGAAGUGAGCAACAAGAAAAGGUUUAAAGACGAGUUUGGUUCCGAGCCUGAGGAUAAACCCCCCAACCUGAAAAGGCCUGAGGAUUAUGAAGCCAUGUUUGCCGGGAAUAUUGAUGACCAUUUCAGGAUAGGAUUGGCCAUUCUACAGAAGAUCAUGAGACUUUACUCUCCUUUCUACUCUUCGGACAUUAUCAUUGCUUCUCCACUUGGGCUGCGUACCAUCAUUGGUAGUGAAGGAGAGAAAAAGAGAGACUUUGAUUUCCUUUCUUCUAUAGAACUUCUCAUCAUUGAUCAAGCGGAUAUAUAUUUAAUGCAGAACUGGGAACAUGUACUGCACCUGAUGGCUCACCUCAACCUGCAGCCUACGGAGUCUCACGGUGUGGAUUUCUCCCGUGUCCGUAUGUGGAGCCUCAGCAAUUGGUCCAAGUACUAUCGACAAACACUGCUGUUCAGCGCCUUACAGGAGCCCCAAAUAAACUCUUUAUUUAAUAAGCAUUGCUUUAAUUACAGUGGACAAGUGGCGGUGAGGAACAUGCCAAUAACUGGCUCUAUUUCCCAGGUUAUGGUGCAACUCCCUCAUGUGUUUCAGCGAUUAGAGGCGGACAGCUUGCUCUCUGUGAUAGAUGCAAGAUUCCAGUUUUUCACUGACAAGAUCUUGCCACAAUACCGAGACGCCAUUAUGUCGCACACGCUGAUCUUUAUACCUUCCUACUUUGACUAUGUGCGGCUCCGAAACUACUUUCAAAAAGAGGAGCUGAACUUCACACACAUCUGUGAAUACACGGACAAGCGGGGAAUCUCUAGAGCUCGUCAGUUCUUCCUGAAAGGAGACAGACAAUUCCUCCUAGUCACGGAGAGAUUUCACUUCUAUAAGAGGUACACUCUGAAGGGUAUCAGGAACCUUAUAUUCUACGAGCUGCCCACUUACCCUUCUUUCUAUAGUGAGGUGUGUAACAUGAUGAAAGCGUGGCAUCGAGGGGAGGAGGCCACGUGGACCUGCACAGUUCUGUACUCCAAGUAUGAUGCUCAGAGACUGGCUGCCGUGGUGGGUGCAGAGCGGGCAGCUCAGAUGUUGCAGUCAAAGAAAAAUGUGCAUCUCUUCGUUACCGGGGAAAAUAAUUGACUGCGAUAAAGAGACUGAGAACCAUCUACCUAGAACUUUAACUAUAUUUUGUACAGAAUGACUUUUUUACGUGACAUAUAAUAAUAUGCUUUUAACAACUAUAAUAUAGUGACUUUAUAAAUUCACUAUAAUCCAAGCACCA